AGUAUGUAUUAUCUGUUAGUGCAUCUGUAUCGUGUUUGUCAGUUUAUGAAGACGCAAACUGGGUGUGCAAGAAACCGUUGCAUGCAACCACUGAAGCAGUGCAGCCGCUUCACCUGAAAAAAUAAGAUUUGAGGUGAAGUUUUGAGGUUUGGCAUGUGCCAGAAUGUGUGGGAGAACGGCUUGCACUCUUGUGCCAAAUGAGCUCAGUCGUGCGGCUCGCUAUCGAGACAGGACGGGUCAACCGCACAGGCCCCGAUGGAAGGACGGAGACAAGGACAAAUACCGGCCAUCAUAUAACAAGAGUCCUCAGUCCUUCAGCCCUGUACUGCUGUCCAAAAGACACUUCAACAAGGAUGCCCCGGUAGAUGAGUGUGUGUUGGCAGCGAUGCGCUGGGGUCUCGUCCCGGCGUGGUUCAGAGAGAAUGACCCCAGUAAGAUGCAGUACAACACCUCUAACUGUCGCAGUGAGAGCCUGCUAGAAAAGAAGUCUUACAAGGAUCCUCUUCUGAAAGGACAGCGCUGUGUCAUUCUAGCCGAUGGCUUCUACGAAUGGAGGCGAACGGAGAAAGAGAAACAGCCUUUCUUCAUUUACUUCCCUCAGAGCCAAGGAGGUCAAGUGCCUAGUCAACAGAAUGCACAGAAGACAAAAAGUGACCAAAGUUUGGACCAAGGAGAGGUUAGCCCAAGUCUGACAAUCGUCAGAAGUAAAUUUGUUAACUUAUGCCAGUCUUCCUCAUCUGUUCAUUCCUCCUCUUGUCUGCAGAGUGAUCAGGACGACAGUGACUGGACAGGGUGGCGUCUGCUGACAAUAGCAGGGCUCUUUGACUCCUGGACUCCUCCUUGUGGUGGAGAGACUUUGUAUACUUACACCGUUAUUACUGUAGACUCCUCUCCAAAUCUCCAAGGCAUCCAUGACAGGAUGCCGGCUGUGCUGGACGGAGAGGAUGAGGUAAGACGGUGGUUGGACUUUGGAGAAGUGAAGUCACUGGAAGCAAUGAAAUUACUGCAGCCAAAGUCCUCCUUAACUUUUCACCCCGUCUCCUCAUUGGUCAACAAUUCCCGCAACAACUCUCCAGAGUGUCUUCAGCCUGUAGACCCCACAGUUAAGAAGACCGUUCAACCUACAGCCAGCAGUAAAAUGAUGAUGAGCUGGCUGAAAACUGCCUCGCCCACUAAGAGGAAGAAUCCUGAUGAAGACACUUCAGUUAAAGCACCCGAAGAAAAGUCUGCAGCAGAGAAGCAAACCAAGCCGGCUGGGCCUCUCCAGCAGUGGCUGCUGGGAUCGGGUUCCAGCAAGAAACCAAGAACUUGAAAACAGAAUCACAGUGUUCUUCAGAAUGGCCAAAAGAUUGAAAAUGCACCUUGACAUGCCUAAAAAUGUUUGUUAAAGUAGUAGUUCACCCAAAACUGAAAAAUUGAUGAAAAUGUUCUCACCUCAGGCCAUCCAAGAUGUACAGUGUAUGAUGUUUCUUCAUCAAAACAGAUUUGGCGAAAUUUAGCAUUACAUGCCCACCAGUGGAUCCUGUGUAUGUAAAUGGGUGCCGUCAGAAUGAGUGUUUAAACACCUAAUAAAAACAUCAUAAUAAUCCACACAACUUAAGUAAAUUAAUCAAAUAAUGUCUUGUAAAUUGAAAAACUGCGUGUUUGUAAGAAACAAAUGAACUAUUAUUGAGACAUUUUAACUUAAAACCAUCACUUCUGGCCAAAAGCUGUAAUGAGGCUUCCUCCAAUGAAAAAAAAAACAAAAAAAAAAAACACUUGUCCUCAUGUAAAAAUCCAUCAGUAUGAUUGUUUAGAACUGAUUUGGACCGUUUUUGUUUGUGAACAGUGCUUGAUCUGUGCUUAUUUCCCUCCUGAUUCAGACAAGAUGACUUUCACCAGAGAAAGCAGUAUUAUUCAUAGAGGACUUUUAUUUUAUCUAGCAGCAAUGGUUUGAAGUUAAAAACAUCUUGAUUGGUUUUAUUACAGACAUGCAGUUUUUCACUUCAGAAGAUUUUGAUGGGCUGGAGACAUGUGGAUUACUGUACUUGUGGAUUAUUGUGAUGUUUUUAUCACCUGUUUGAACUCUCAUUCUCACGGCACCCAUUCACUGCAGAGGAUCCAUUGAUGAGCAAGUAAUGUAAUGCUACAUUUUUCCAAAUCUGAAAAACAAACUCAUCUGCAUCUUGGAUGGCCUGAGGGUGAGUAGUUUUGGGAAUUUCUUUAAGAAAGUUAACAGCCCGUUUGCCAAGUAUUCAGUGUGUAGUAGUAUGUAUUGUUCCUUUUUGAUGAUGUUAUAUAAUGAAAAUAAACGCUCACGUAACUUGUGUGUA
This is a messenger RNA of Cyprinus carpio (common carp), 2312 nucleotides long. RefSeq names its product 5-hydroxymethylcytosine binding, ES cell specific. Gene Ontology annotation, molecular function: single-stranded DNA binding. NCBI's taxonomy places the organism in Eukaryota, Metazoa, Chordata, Actinopteri, Cypriniformes, Cyprinidae. Gene Ontology annotation, biological process: DNA damage response. The record is from RefSeq and is a predicted model, not a curated record. The coding region runs from base 164 to 1312 and encodes 382 amino acids. The transcript has 6 exons.